Lepus europaeus (European hare) is the source of this 3949-nucleotide messenger RNA. It is a transcript of the gene LAMB3, whose product is annotated as laminin subunit beta 3. Gene Ontology annotation, cellular component: basement membrane. Gene Ontology annotation, biological process: axon guidance. Bases 97 to 3615 code for a protein of 1172 amino acids. Lineage: Eukaryota; Metazoa; Chordata; Mammalia; Lagomorpha; Leporidae. The transcript has 23 exons. The record is from RefSeq and is a predicted model, not a curated record.
GAGCUCCCAGAGAGGCCACCUGGAGCGAGCAGUGCCGCAGUGCCCCAGCACGGAGCCAGGUGAGACCCUCUCUGGAGACCUCCCCACUGGCUGAAGAUGAGGCCACUCCUUCUCCUCUGUUUGGCCUUGCCUGGCCUCCUGUGUGCCCAGCAAGCCUGCUCCCAUGGGGCCUGCUAUCCACCUGUUGGGGACCUACUCAUUGGAAGGACCCAGUUUCUCCGAGCUUCAUCCACCUGUGGACUGACCAAGCCUGAAACCUACUGCACCCAAUAUGGCGAGUGGCAGAUGAAAUGCUGCAAGUGCGACUCCAGGCUGCCUCACAACUACAACGGCCACCGGGUGGAGAAUGUGGCUUCGUCCUCAGGCCCGGCGCGCUGGUGGCAGUCACAGAACGAUGUGAGCCCCGUCUCCCUGCAGCUGGACCUGGACAGCAGACUGCAGCUCCAGGACAUCAUGAUGGAUUUUAAGGGACCCAUGCCUGCGGGCCUGCUGAUCGAGCGCUCCUCUGACUUUGGCAAGACCUGGCAGGUGUACCAGUACCUGGCUACCGACUGCACCUCCGCUUUCCCCCGGGUCCGCCAGGGCCAGCCUCAGAGCUGGCAGGAUGUUCGGUGCCAGCCCCUGCCCCAGAGACCAAAUGGGCACCUAAAUGGGGGGAAGGUCCAUCUUAACCUGAUGGAUUUAGCGUCUGCGAUUCCAGCAACUCAAAGUCAAAAAAUCCAAGAGCUAGGGGACAUCACAAACUUGAGAAUCAACUUCACCCAGCUGGCCCCCGUCCCCCAGAGGGGCUACCACCCCCCCAGCGCCUACUUCGCAGUCUCCCAGCUGCGGCUGCACGGGAGCUGCUUCUGUCACGGCCAUGCUGACCGCUGCCUCCCCAGGCCUGGAGCCCCUGCUGGCCCUUCUACCACCGUGCAGGUCCACGACGUCUGCGUCUGCCAGCACAACACUGCCGGCCCCAACUGUGAGCGCUGCGCACCCUUCUACAACAACCGGCCGUGGAGACCCGCGGAUGGCCAGGACGCCCAUGUGUGCCAGCGGUGCGACUGCAACGGGCACUCAGAGACAUGUCACUUCGACCCAGCUGUGUUUGCCGCCAGCCAGGGCACACGGGGAGGUGUGUGUGACAAUUGUCGGGACCACACCGAGGGUCAGAACUGUGAGCGGUGCCAGCUGCACUAUUUCCGGAACCGACGUCCAGGCGCACCCAUCCAGGAGACCUGUAUCCCCUGCGAGUGUGACCCGGAUGGGGCUGUGCCAGGGGCCCCCUGUGACCCAGCCACAGGGCAGUGUGUGUGCAAAGAGCACGUGCAGGGAGAGCGCUGUGACCUGUGCAAGCCAGGUUUCACCGGACUCACCCACACCAACCCGCAGGGCUGCCACCGCUGUGACUGUAGCAUCCUGGGGUCCCGGCGGGACAUGCCAUGUGACGAGGAGAGUGGGCGCUGCCUGUGUCUGCCUAACGUGGUGGGCCCCAAGUGUGACCAGUGUGCUCCCAACCACUGGAAGCUGGCCAGCGGCCGGGGCUGCGAACCGUGUGCCUGUGACCUGCGCCAUGCGCUCAGCCUGCAGUGCAACCAGUUCACAGGGCAGUGCCCCUGCCGAGAAGGGUUCGACGGCCUGACGUGCAGCGCUGCAGCCAUUCGCCAGUGUCCGGACCGGACGCACGGAGACGCGGCCACGGGAUGCCGAGCCUGUGACUGUGACUUCCGGGGGACCGAGGGCCCAGGCUGUGACAAAGUCUCUGGCCGGUGCCUCUGCCGCCCUGGCUUGACUGGGCAGCGCUGUGACCAGUGCCAGCGAGGCUACUGCGACCGCCACCCGGUGUGUGUGGCCUGCCACCCUUGCUUCCACACCUACGACGCGGACCUCCAGGAGCAGGCCCUGCGCCUGGGCAGACUCCGCAACACCACCGCCAGCCUGGGGUCAAGGCCGGGCCUGGAGGACCAUGGCCUGGCCUCCCAGAUUCUGGACGCCAAGAGCAGGAUUGAACAGAUCCAAGGGAUUCUCGACAAGUCCUUGGUCUCACAGCAAGACGUGGCCCAGGUGGCCGACGGCAUCCUCUCCAUCAGGCAGACUCUGCAGGGCCUCCAGCUGGAUCUGCCCCUGGCGGAGGAGGUGCUGGCCCUGCCCGGAGACCUGGAGCGUCUAGACAGGAGCUUCCAGCACCUCCUCGUCCUGUAUCAGGGCAGGAGGGAGCAGUUUGAAAAGCUAAGCAGCGCGGAUCCUUCAGGAGCCUUCCGGAUGCUGACCGAAGCCUAUGAGCGCUCAGCCCAGGCCACUCAGCAGGUGUCUGACAGCACCCGCUUGUUGAGCCAACUCAGAGAGAACCGGAGAGAGGCCGAGGGGCUGGAGUGGCAGGCGGGGACUGGAGGGGGUGCCAGCAGCCCCCAGCUCGCGGCCCUGCGCCUUGAGAUGGCUGCCUUGCCUGACCUGACGCCCACCAUCAACAAGCUCUGUGGUGGCACCAGGCGGACGGCCUGCACCCCCGGAGCGUGCCCCGGCGAUCUGUGCCCCCGCGACAAUGGCACCACCUGUGGCUCUCACUGCAGAGGUGCCCUCCCCAAGGUGGGCGAGGCCUUGCGGACGGCUGGGCAGGUGGCUGAACAGCUGCGCAGCUUCAAUGCCCAGCUCCAGCAGACCAGGCAGAUGAUCAGGGCAGUGGAGGAAGCCACCUCGCAGGUGCAGUCAGAUGUGCAGCGCCUGGAGACCCAGGUGAGCACCAGCCGCUCCCAGAUGGAGGAAGACCUCAGACGUACCCGACUCCUGAUCCAGCAGGUCCGGGACUUCCUCGCAGACCCCGACACAGAUGCGGCCAGCAUCCAGGAGGUCAGCGAGGCCGUGCUGGGCCUGUGGCUGCCUACAGACUCAGCCACUGUGCUGCAGAAGAUGCGCGAGAUCCAGGCCAUCGCGGCCCGGCUCCCCAACGUGGACCUGGUGUUGUCCCAGACCAAGCAGGAUAUCGCACGGGCCCGCAGGCUCCAGGCUGAGGCGGAGCAGGCCAGGAGCCAAGCCCACGCCGUGGAGGGGCAGGUGGAGGACGUGGUUGGGCACCUGCGGCAGGGCAUGGCGGGGCUGCAGGAAGCACAGGUCACCAUGCAAGGCACCAGUCGCUCGCUCCGGCUCAUCCAGGAGAGGGUUGCCGAGGUUCGGCAGGUCUUGGGACCGGCAGAAAAGCUGGUGACGGGCAUGACGGGGCAGCUGGGUGACUUCCAGGCCCGGAUACAGGAGCUCCGGCGGCAGGCCCGGCAGCAGCGGGCUCAGGCAGCACGGGCCCAGAAGCUUGCGGAGGGCACCAGCCAGCAGGCGCUGAGUGCCCAAGAGGGGUUCGAGAGAGUCAGGCAGAAAUACGCUGAGUUGAAGGACCGGCUGGGCCAGGCUUCCUUGCUGGGCGAGCAGGGCAACCGGAUCCUGAGCAUCAAGACAGAGGCAGAGGAGCUGUUUGGGGAGACCAUGGAGAUGAUGGACAAGAUGCGAGACAUGGAGUCGGAGCUGCUGCAGGGAAGCCAGGCCAUCCUGCUGCGCUCUGCGGACCUGACCGGGCUGGAGAAGCGCGUGGAGCAGAUCCGUGACCACAUCAACGAGCGCGUGCUCUACUACGCCACCUGCAAGUGAUGCCCAGGGCUCCUGGGGAGCGGAUCGGGCUGGAAUGCUGUCUGGCUCCCGGAGAGUCAUGCAGCCCGGAGCAGAGCCCCGACCACCCCUGGCGUGCAGCUGUUGGGUGACCGUAGGCUGCAGCCGAGCCCCAGCUGGUGGGACACCUGCCUUUGAGGGACAGGGGCAGCAGAAGUGGGCUUGCCACUGUGACCGGGAGCUCACAGGUCCAGGGGGCUGGGCGGGGCAGUAUCUCUACCCUUUGUCCUCUGAUGUGGCCGAAUGCUGGACCAACACAAAAACAUAACAAAAAAUCAUGUGCAAGUGAAAAGCCCAAUAAAAAUCUCUGGACAGG